Messenger RNA from Pocillopora verrucosa, 1477 nucleotides. RefSeq names its product CD151 antigen-like. The record is from RefSeq and is a predicted model, not a curated record. Gene Ontology annotation, cellular component: plasma membrane. Lineage: Eukaryota; Metazoa; Cnidaria; Anthozoa; Scleractinia; Pocilloporidae.
UAGUUUUUCGUCUUGCUGUGGCUGUCAAAAAGAUUCAGUUCUCUUGUGUGGGAUUUUUGAAAUGGAAAGGAAUUUCUCCCCAACGGAUUAGGGUUCUCAUCGCGAAUCAAGAAUGAGUGACAGGGACUUAAACUUGAGGUAUCAGAGAGAUCAAUAAAGUAACAUGGAGACAAAAGAUAUUGUAAAAUGGUCCAUGGUCGGUUUUUUCAUCCUCUUUUUUUUGACUGGCCUCUCUCUGCUCAUUUUCGCUGUCACCGUAUCAACGCCAUUCGGAGACUACCUUACGAUGAAAGCCGCCGCGUUCCCGGUGAAUUAUGGACUCAGAAUUGGUCUUCUGAUCCUUCUUUUCUUCAUUACUGGGCUGUUUGUCUUUGCGGUAGUGAAAGAAAAUAACAGACUUCUAACAUUACUGGCCAUCUUGUUCAUCAUUUUGUUUCUUGUCGAGUUCAUCAUGGGAAUAGUGUAUUUUACGUUGAAGAAUGAAAUGAUUGUCGGUAAAAAGAAACUUAGCAAUGGGCAGCAAAUGCUGGCCGAGUAUGGAAAGGACGAGAAAGUCACCAAGGCCUUCGAUCAGAUCCAGCAGACUUACGCCUGCUGUGGAAUUGUUGACUAUCGUGAUUGGUUUACUUCAAAAUGGGCAGCAGCUCAGGGGGUGAACAACAGGGUACCAAAGUCAUGCUGUAAGUUCCCGACAGCCACCUGUGGUAAUGAUAUGGACUUAAAGAACCCGAUGGAUUUCAUCAAUAUAUUAGGAUGUACGGGACUAAAUUUCGCCUACGAUGACAAACUGAAAGUGGUGGGAGGGGUAGGUUUGGCUCUCGGUUUUCUGAACUUAUUCGCCCUAUUGUGUUGCAUCAUAUUCUGCUUCUGUUUCAACGCCGCGCGGGGACUUAGUCCUAAGGACGCCUUAAAAGGAGAGGAGCCUAAUGACCAACCGUCGUCGAGCUCAUCGAAUAAGGGCCGUCGACGUUCCUCAGCUCAAAGCUCAUCAGGAUCCUUGCGGCGCCAACCCUCUAAGAAGGCUCUGCGUGCAUCAAGGGAGGACCUUAAUAAUGACGAGAACGAUGAUGACUUACCCUCUUACUCAAAUAAGGAUUUACUCGAUAAAUCUGAAGGAUAGUCAGGAAUCAUUGCCCACUACCCCUCAAUAAAAUGUCUUAGGAGAAUCAACUCGAGUUGAAGGUAAUAGCCAACAGCUUUUGUAAAACCCUUUCUUGAUUUCUUGACGGAACGAGAAAAUCAUAUAUGCUAUAGAUGUUUUUCAUGUAAAAAUAUAUGUCUAUCCACGGGUAUCCACAAUUAUACCAUGACUAGAAUGUCGAUACGAAAAGAGGCCAGCGUGAAAUAGAAGGGAGGGGCACCCUUCUUUAUCGUCCCACUUAAGGAGCUAGCCUACACUGACUUUUACGAAGAAACUAUCACGCGUGUCCAAUAUCUACAUGUUGUAUACUUGAAUAUUAAAACAAGCUGAGGGAAG